Leguminivora glycinivorella is the source of this 1560-nucleotide messenger RNA. RefSeq lists its product as uncharacterized. Gene Ontology annotation, cellular component: membrane. Lineage: Eukaryota; Metazoa; Arthropoda; Insecta; Lepidoptera; Tortricidae. The transcript is spliced from 2 exons. The record is from RefSeq and is a predicted model, not a curated record. The coding region runs from base 1 to 1560 and encodes 519 amino acids. Gene Ontology annotation, molecular function: ligand-gated monoatomic ion channel activity.
AUGCACUCCACAUUAUUCCUAUCAUAUUUAUGUUUUAUUCACUUUAUCUCUGCAAAAAGCGAGAUGCUAAUGGCAUCUGGUGAUUCCGGACAAAUAGAAGAAACCGCCGAAUGCGUCUUAAAAUUAUCCGCCAAAUAUUUUGUUGAGAAAAAAGCUCUUAGUGGAAGUAUCGUCAUUAUCAACAUCAACUCUUAUACCUCAACCACACAGAUGCUAUUAUUGCGCACCAUCCACAGUGGCAUUAAAUAUUCCGCUGUUAUCUCCGAACCUUACGUCAUGCCGCCGGUCCGCCAGUUGACAAACAGUCCAUACCCGGAUGCUUACGAAUUCCAAAAAGGCGGUGAAAUCAAUCUAGUGAAACUGAUCAGCGAGUUCACAAACAUGAGCUUGAUUGUGAGAAUAUCUGAUGUACCGGAAAAUUGGGGUCUCAUUUACCCGAACGGGACGGCGACGGGUGCUUAUGGAAUCCUACGGAACGACUCGGUUGAUUUGGUGAUCGGUGACAUAGAAGUCACGAGGACCAUCCGCAAGUGGUUUCAUCCGACCGUGAGCUACACGCAGGACGAGAUGACAUGGUGCGUACCCAAAUCUGCUCAAGCGUCAACCUGGAACAAUUUGGUGAUCAUAUUUCAAUGGACAACUUGGGUGGCAACGCUGCUGAGCAUAGUUGUAAUGGGAAUAAUUUUUCAUUAUAUUUAUUAUAGAGAGAAUGAUAGAAAAGUAACAAAACUACCUACUAAUUCAUUGCUUUAUACGUUUAGUAUGAUACUAGGUUGGGGCGCAUCGUUUAAACCAAAAACAGCUACGUUCCGGAUCUUAAUCUUCGCUUGGCUAUUCUUCGGCAUGAUCAUGAGUAUAUCUUACGAGUCGUUUCUGAGAACUUUUCUAAUGCAUCCGCGAUACGAGAAGCAGAUAAGCUCCGAGACUGAUAUCAUCCAGUCCGGCAUUCCUUUGGGAGGCAGAGCGAUCUACAGAUCCUAUUUUGAGACUAAUAACGCGAGUUCGUUUUACUUGUAUCGCAAAUACAUCUCGACGAGUUUCUCUGAAGGGAUUAAACGGGCUGCUUUGGAAAGGAAUUUUGCCGUUGUGGCCUCGCGUCGUCAGGCGGAAUACCAGGAUCAGAAACUAGGCAAAGGGGAGCCGCUCUUAUAUUGUUUUAAAGAGGGUAACAAUCUUUAUAAAUACGGUGUAGUGUUACUUGCACGGCGUUGGUUUCCUAUGUUGGAGCGCUUCAACAAUAUUAUACGUAGUGUAUCCGAAAAUGGGCUAAUAGAUAAAUGGAAUCAAGAAUUGUUUAUUCACACUGUAGGUGUGGAUAGUACGAGUAAAGUAGUGCCGUUGGGUAUUCGGCAUUUAUUGGGCGCCUUCAUGUUUAUAGGUAUAAUGUACAUGGCUAGUAUUUUGGUGUUUGUGGGGGAGUUGGUUUUGAAUGUUUCAAGGAAACGUAGAGGUAAUAAACCGAAAGCUAUGCCUGUGUAUAGAGUGAAUGUGAUUAAGGGUGGUAAUAAAAACAAAUUAGAGUGGUCAGACUAUGAUGGUGGGUCUGAUUUGUUUUCCUAG